Messenger RNA from Onychomys torridus (southern grasshopper mouse), 2860 nucleotides. Its product is annotated as lymphocyte antigen 6K-like. Gene Ontology annotation, molecular function: acetylcholine receptor inhibitor activity. Gene Ontology annotation, biological process: binding of sperm to zona pellucida. Lineage: Eukaryota; Metazoa; Chordata; Mammalia; Rodentia; Cricetidae. Bases 1916 to 2278 code for a protein of 120 amino acids. The record is from RefSeq and is a predicted model, not a curated record. The transcript is spliced from 3 exons. Gene Ontology annotation, cellular component: acrosomal vesicle.
GCCCCAUAGCUUCAUGGGUACAGGGAUAGAGAGAGGCUAAGAAGCAGGUCUGUCCAGGGUGGGAGGAGAGAGAACAGGGUUGUCCUAUCAGAUUCCUGGAGGUACUAUGUCUCCUGCUCUGAGGUGUCCAUCUGGGGUCCACCCAUAGGAAAUGUUAAGCCUGUGGGUACAGUCUUGGGCCUUCCUCUUUUUCUCUAGGGCUAUGACUGGGGUCCAUGCUUGCUGCUUUGUCCAUCACACCAUUCCGAAUUACCUGGGCAGCAGAGCAAGGAGACACCCAGACUUGGCAGAUAGCUUGAUGACAUCCCAGGAGGUUGAGUCCCAGCUCCGGACCAGGGACGGCUGAGGCUGCUAUGUGCAACUGGGCCCUAGACGCUCGCUCACAAUCAUUUCCACAUGUAGGAAGUCCCAAGCUCAGAGUCAACAUGAGCUGGUGGAGUGGGUAAGCAGAACAGUUGGCUGGGGAACCCCAGGGGUCUCAGCCAACACCACCUCGAUGUGCAGCCUAUCGGAGGCCCUUGUGGCAGGGAAGUGGCCAGAGACCAGUUCCCCCACAGCCCUCACAGGGCGCUCUGACAGAGUUUAGUUCCUCUUUGACAUUGGAGGCUGAGAAAAGUGGAAACAAACAUGCUCAGCACCAUGGAGAUUCUAAAGAAUCCGAGAAACCAUUUGAAUAAGACUGCAGAGCUGCCUGGGGCACAUGGAGCAAGGUCAGGUUCUGACUCUAGAGCCCUGGUGCUGAGGAGAGUCACUCCUCUGCACUCCAGCCUCCCUUUCCUGGGUUUGCAACCUCACCCCUCACCUCUUCCCUCUGUUUGACCAUUACCCUUUGUCACUCACAGCCCAACGAGGUCCCCGGCAUCUUUAUCCAGACUCAAGGAAGACAGACGAGAGCCCCUUGGGCUUCUAGGCCUCUAGAUGACAUUUAGAAACCGUUCAGGGACUGUGUGGGCACCUUCUAGGCACAGGCCAGGCAGGGACUGAGAAGAAUGUUUUGAUGAAGGUGAUUUGCCUGAGGGGGUGUGCCCUGGGCACAAAAUUAGACCUGGAUGAGGUACAAACAUAGUCCAAUCUAUGGGAUAAGGGAGACAGAAUCCACUUGGACAGGCACAUAAAGCCGGGGUUGGGGGGUACCAGGAUGUCUAGGCAAGGGGAGGCCUAGGCAGGGACACCCAUAGGAUGGGACAGGAGAGAUGCUAGGAAAUGUGAACUCCCAUCUCUCAGCCUCAGACUCCAGCAAGACCCCGUAACCAAUAUAAGCACAAGUCAUUUCCUGUCUCCUCUGGGAACCCUGGUCAUAACACAGCUCCCAGAGUGGAACCCAGAUACAGGGAUAGGAUAUGCACCAGGCUGUCACUACACCUUUGCCCUGAUGAAGUUCCCUGAUCCAGAUCAGCCUCUAAGUAGGCAGAGCCUCAGCCCUGACCUGCAAGUUAAAAUUAACCUUUUGACCUGGUCCUCAGGAACUGUGCACACAUUGAGAUUGAAGGGGCCAUAUUCAGCCCACAAUGCUUCAGUUUCUCCCAUUACAUUGGGUUUGGUGUCUCUCUGAGAAGGCAGGUGGGUGGUGGGACUAUGAUACUUAGAGAGAAGCCAGUCUUCAGACCCCCAGGGGAGAGCCACAUUCUUCUCAGACUAAAAGACAGGGCUGUCACUGCGGACCUCCUUACUUUUCCCUGGUACAACUGGGGUCUCUUGGUAAUUGCCGGAAGUGGAGGCUUCUAGCUCGGGACCAAAGGGCAGGUCAAGGGGCACCUUGGAGGUGGGGCUGAGGAAGCCUGGGGGACAUGAGUCAGGCCAGCCCUGCCACCCCAAGCUCAUCCCCCAGCCAAAUUACCAGGUUUCCCCAGGCACCCACUGGCCUUAUAAAGGCACCCUCUCCCUGGUGGCUGCCAGUUGCUGGUGGACAUCCAAGAUGAGGACCCUCCUGGUGCUGCUGCUGCUGGCUGUUGUGUGUGCUUCUCUGGCCCGGGCCCUGCACUGCCAUGUGUGCUGUGGGCACGAGAACUGCGAGUCUCUCGUGGAGUGCGCCUUGACGGACAAGUACUGUGUGAUCACUCGGGCCACCAACCCUGGUGGCAUCCUGGUCAUGAAGUCCUGCGCGCCAACCUGCCCCAACAGCACCGUGUCUUCCGACGGCCGUGCUCUCUCCGUCUUCUGCUGUGAGGGCAACCAUUGCAACCGCAGUGCCGCCUCAGGCCUGACCAGCAGCCUUGGGGCCCUAUGGGCCAGUGCCUCGGCCAGCCUCCUGUGGGCGCUGCUUCGAGCUGCCUGGUGAGGGCCUGGGUGGCCUUUCCCAGCUGUCAGGGGUCUGUUUGCAGCCUCAGAAGUAUCCUACCCCCUGCCCAGCCAGGCUGUUAACCUCUCUCCCCGUUUCCCCCAAGGCACACAGUCUUCCCUUCUCUCGCAGAAAGGAAGUAGCAGCACCUGCCCCCAAAGGCUCCAGCUCUCCUCCUGUCUCAGGAAAUGCUCCAACAGGGCACAAGAACAUACCUCCCCAAGAGCUGCCCCCAUCCCAUGAGCCCUCAGCCCUCGGCUGAGUCCUGGAAGUGCCUAACAACCCUCAGUUUGAAGGGCCACUGUUUCCCCAACUCCCUCCACCCUCGUUUCAGGAGCAUAUUAGGCUUGGCUUUUGUAGUACCCACUCCUUGCCUGACAGGACCCUGUACAUGGCCAUCUGGACCCCUGGGCCUCUUCUAUGCAUGAAAUGACGCUGGUAUGGUGACAUGAUUGUAAAGUUUGGGCACUGGAUCCUUCCAGCUCUUUGAACUCUAUGGCCGCCAAUAUUCUCUCUGUCCAUACAACCAUUCAAUCAUCCAUCCAUCCCUUCAUCUGUCUAUACACACACACACACACACAC